This is a messenger RNA of Prionailurus viverrinus (fishing cat), 2611 nucleotides long. RefSeq names its product family with sequence similarity 241 member A (gene FAM241A). The record is from RefSeq and is a predicted model, not a curated record. NCBI's taxonomy places the organism in Eukaryota, Metazoa, Chordata, Mammalia, Carnivora, Felidae. The transcript has 3 exons. Gene Ontology annotation, cellular component: intracellular membrane-bounded organelle. The coding region runs from base 134 to 595 and encodes 153 amino acids.
GGGGCGCGCUCCGGAGGCUCCUGUCUGUGGCCGCGCGGCCGAUCUCAGGGCGGCCCUCGUCUGACGGCCGCUGCCUGGCGUUUCACGCUUGGCCCCUCCGGCGGCCGUCCCGGCGGCGGGAGUUGGCUACGGGAUGUGCUCGGCCGGGGAGCUGCUUGGCAGCGGCAGCGGCGGGGAGCGCGACGAGAACGGGGACGCACUGGCGGAGCGGCCGGCGGCGGGGACGGAGAGGGAGCCCGGGGCGAGCCCGCGGCGGCGCGGGCAGCGGCCGCUGGCGGAGCGCGAGCAGUUGUUCAUCUGGAAAAGUGAAGAAAACAGCAACAGGAACUCCAUUGGUGGCGGUGCUAAGGAUAUUGAAGAAUCACAAAACCACACUGGCGAGCCUGUUGGAGAUGACUACAAAAAGAUGGGAACACUUUUUGGUGAACUGAACAAAAACCUCAUCAACAUGGGCUUCACAAGGAUGUAUUUUGGAGAACGAAUUGUGGAACCAGUAAUAGUUAUUUUCUUUUGGGUUAUGCUGUGGUUCCUUGGUCUACAGGCCCUUGGACUAGUUGCUGUUCUUUGCCUUGUCAUUAUUUAUGUGCAACAGUAAAAAAUGGCUAAAUAAGCCAUUGUUUGACAUUUGGUAGCCAGAUAUGUAAUUGGUGAAGUUCUAUAUUUCACUACAUGAAAGCCGAAAAAUUUGCCUUGUUUCAAAUUAUGUGCUGUUUUGUAAUUAAAUUUGUAAGUGGAUGUUGCUUAAAAUUAAACUCAACUCUUAAUUAUAACAGGGUUGAACAUACAUUUUGUAGCUUAUUCAAAAGUCUUGUUUUACUACUGUGAUCUGUGCCCACUUUUAAAUACCCCUCCCUAUUCCCAUGCCAAGUCUUAACACCACCAAAAAGUGGGCAGGAAAAAUAACUGGAUAUGGGAUUCAAAUCGGGCAAUAGAGGUGUUACAAAGAAUUCCAACAAAACAUUUUAGAAUAAACAGGAUGAAACAAGGAUAUUUAAAAUGUUUUAAUGGUAGAUUUUCCCCACCCAUACCCACCAAAUAACCCCAUGUUAUUUGGGAAAUAAUUUGGAUAUCUAUGGUUCCUGCUCAGAUCAAAUCAAUAUAAAUGGUAAUUACAUAUACACUACCUUAAAAUUGUGAUAAAAAUCAGUAAAGCUAGCACAUUUUCUAAAGAUUGAAAAGAAUAUAUUUAUUAUGGCUGGUGAAACUUCCCAAGUCCAAUGUAACUUUUUUAUAAUGUAACGCUUGGGUCUGGAAUCACUUCAGUAUAUCAUUUGAAGUUUUAGACACUUUUGGUGCUAAUUACCUUUUGUGAAUUUUUUAACUCUCAUAAGACAUGUCUAUUGCUGGCUGUACCCCGUGGUAAUGCUGUAUUUUCUUGUAUCUAACAAGUUGCAUAUUUUUUUCCUAGAGAGACAUUUUCCAUGUAUUUUUUUCCAGAAAUUUACAUUUUGUAGUUCUUUUAUAACAAUUAUUCUAAGAUUUAAAAAAUCUAUUUCCUAUUUUGGCAUGGAUUUUUCCCCCAAAAUUGAUUUAUAUUAUGGCUGAAAUUUUUUACUAUGCCUUUAAGAAAACAAAAAAAAAAAUCAGUUCAUUUUCUUUGAUAUUUGUAUUGGAAAGGUUCAGUAUUACAGUACCAAACCAAAUGCUUAAAUUUGGAAUUUAAUAGCCAAUUGUAAUAAUAUUCCUCUAAGGCUAAAGCCAAGUCAGUAAUCGGCCAGUCAUGUUAUUAGUGUGUCUUAAUUCAGUGCUUUGGGAUUUUGUAUUGAAAUAAGCAUUUCUUUAAAUACACUUUAAAAAUAGAAAGUGGCUUAGUGAUAUUUUGGAUUUUGUUAAAGAACCUAAAACCUGUACACUUUUGUCUCAAAGACGUUCUAUAUACAUGAAGGAGGGGUACUAAAGAUAAUUAUCUAAAAACUCAAAUUAAGUAAGGGGAAAAUGGGACAAUGGGAUAUUUUUGUCUUUGGCAAGGCAGUAACUAAAGAGUAUAAAGUGUUUAAUAUUCCACUUUGUAAAGUUUUUACCCAAUCCUGUUUUAAAAAUUUAUUCUAUAAGUUCUCAGCAUCUUCCACGCUGAAGCAGAAAACUGAUAAAAAAAAAUGUUCAAGUUAGAUUCUAAAAUCAGAUAAUCCUGAACACAAAUAUCCAUCAGAGGGCACUAAAAAAAUAUUGUGUAUUUGUAUAAAUACGGACCUUUAAAGUUUGACAAAAAAGGAAGACUUUGUAUUAUAUCAUUGUGUUUUUAUUGGGUUUGAAAUAUUUUUAUAGUAACCUUUAUGAAUUUAGCCUAAGUGCAAGUGAUUUGAAAAGGUGUCUUCAUUUGUGUACAGUAGAAUUGUGAGGUUAGUAAGAGACAUCAUGAGAUUUUGUAUAUCUGAAUUAAAUAUUAAAAAGAGCAUUCUUUUCUAAUGCUACCAAGAAUUUUAAUUUUCCUUUGGAAUAUAAAAAAAGAUACAGUAUGCAUAAUAAUAGCUCUGGUUCCACCAGUGCUAAUAUUGAAAAUAUUUUAAAAGUAAGUUUAAAUAGUAAUUAUUUAGUGUACUGCCAAUACUAUGUAUCUAUACACUGCUGUUAAUAGAGUACAUGUUAAAUUACAUAAACAAAUGAGAUAUUU